Oncorhynchus mykiss (rainbow trout) is the source of this 6024-nucleotide messenger RNA. NCBI's taxonomy places the organism in Eukaryota, Metazoa, Chordata, Actinopteri, Salmoniformes, Salmonidae. The record is from RefSeq and is a predicted model, not a curated record.
CUUGCUGGCUAGCUAGCGUUAAUGUAACUUAAGUUCUGUCGGAGUUUCAUUCGCACACAUUUGAUUGUUAACGAUAGCUUGGCGAGAGUGACAUUUAUACUUCAGUUUUCAUACGAGCCUUGAUUUGGUAGCUUAUCGAAUGUUUUUAUCCUGACACUCCAGUUUCGUUUCUUGGCUAGCCACUUUCGUUUUGCUAAACCAUUUGGAAGAAAAUAUUGCUGACGCUUUAGCCAGGUUAGACAGGCCAGUGACCACAUUCAAGUUGUUACUGACCUAUUCUUCCAUUUUAGCACAUUGCGCUCUGUUCCUGCCGAGAUGAAUUAUUAUAUCUACAUUAAGGAUUUGUAUGUUCUUCUAUCUCGCAAAUAUAGAUCGAGUCCUGUAGUUGAGUUAUAUUUGACUUUUUAUCAGCACACCUCGGUGACGCCAGUCAAUCAGCUACAUCACCUUUCACAUGCUCGUGCAUCAUCAACAAAGACGAAUGCCCCGUAUUUGCAGUGACUGGUGUUGUUGAGCCACCUUGUGGUGUUUGCACACAGUGUUUCCCCCCCUGCCUCCCUCUCUCUUUCUCCAUCUGCUCUGUCGCUCUUUUUUCUCUCACUCUUUCUCGGUUGUUAGGGUGUUUGACACCUGAGGUCUGCCACUAUGCAGCCUGGAGGAGCACACAAUGCUGUGUGUGGCCAGAGCCUGCUGUCCAACUCCCUUAGGGUGUAUCUGAACAACAAGAACAGACUGCAGCCCAUAAUCGGUCAGGAACAACUCUGUGUUUUUGUAAAUGAUACGACUGUGUUUUAGACCAAUGUGUGUACUUUAGACCUGUGUGUACUUCACGUGUGUGUGUUUUUAGGUCUGGGCUGUGUGACAGAGUGUGUGACACUCGGCAGGGACUCUGAGGCGGUGUACCUGUGAGGUGUGUGUGUGUCGUCUCAGUAAGGCUGAUGUCAGGAGCCACAUCAUGGGGAGUCUCCACCGAUACAACUACAUUAAAGUCCAUCACCCUCACUUUGUGUCAGAGUGGAAGCAGAGUCCUCCUGACCUGUCCAAGCUGGCCCGGCCUCUUAUGGAGAUGGCUCAAAUACUAGAGAAGAGAGAAGGAACCGGGGACGUACAGGUGCUGAAGUUGGAUGCUGCCAUGUAUGACGAUAUGACAACACACAGCGAAAGUGAUGCUCUCAUCCUCUUGCAUGCCAUCAGGACUGGGAGGGAGCAGAGAGAUCUUCAGAGCCAAUCAGUGAAGCAAUCAGUCCAGUCGGAGUAUCUUACCAUCCAGUCACAGAGAACCGUGAUAUCGCCUCGAAGGCUCUCCGUCCAACCAGAGGGGCCUGUUGUCCAGCUUGACAACCGAACCGUCCUAUGGAGGAGUCCGACCACCCAGAGUCGGAACUCAUCUAGCCAAUUGGAGAAGUCCCCUGUCUUGCAGCAGAGUGUCUCUAUCCAAUCACGGCUUAGUUCGUUGGAGGAGGAGGAGUUUCUCCAUGGAAGCAAGCCACUGGUUGGUGCUUCACUGAAGCGUCCUGCCUCAUCAUGGCAGCAUGACCCCUCUCUUUCCCCGACCCCAAAUGUCACAGCUGGAAGUCAGACAUCUCUGGGCGGGCCUGAGGGGAAGGGGGCGGGACUGCAGGGGGUUCCUGCAAAGUUGAUUCGCUGUGAGCCGGUGUUCAAGGUCAGUCUAUCUAUGACGGACGGCCCCUGGCUGUUGGAGAGGAACUCCUUCAGCCUGGAAACCUCCCCCUCCUCCCUCAGACACGCCUCACCCCUUCACUCCCCCACCGUAGAUGCCUCACUCCAACCCUCUCCCGCUCCCUCACGUUUGCUUGGCCAGCCGGGAAACUCAGUUGCCGCAAGACUCGGAAACACACAUGAAAAUAGACACACUCCGGGACAUGCACACACUUCGACUAUGAGACUGAGCCCAGCCAUACCUGAUCAGCAGCUGACUAUGGGAGAUGACACCGAGAAAGACCGUCUGUAUCUCGGAGGGGAACAGAGGUUCACCGACUAUGCUUUGUACGAUGGCAGAGAGAAAAACACAACUGACGAUCUCUACUCUGUCAAAGAGCAAAACAGUACUGACCUGGUUUACCUCAGGAGAGAGCAGGACCGAACUGACCAUCUGUAUUCAGCAAAUAACCGACUCACUGACACAAAGUUCCAUGUCCGAGUGGGGCAGAACAACCGACAAGGCAGUAUUUACCCCGGUCUAGCCUGUGCCAGAGACAUCACUGACACAGCGUCUGUUGCCGGGCCGAUUCUCUUCACUACCGGCCGUCUCUUGAAGGAGAGCUUGACAGACACUCCUCUAAUGGAAGAAGAACAGGAGGAGGAGAGGGGGAAUGAGUGUCAUUCUGGGGCACAGAGGCUUGCAGAGGAUGACAGGACAACUGACAGUCUGUACUCUACUGGAGAGAGGAUAACAGACCGUGGGUUUUCCACAGGAAGCAAGUCAACUGACAAAAUGUACCAAACAGGAGAACGAUCAACUGACAAUCAGUCUUUUACAACAGAAGUGACAACUGACCGUUGGUAUGCUACAGGAGAGGAGCUAACUGACCGUCAGUUGAUGGAGGAAGAGGAGCGAUGCAGAGCUGAAAUUCAGAAUGGAGUUGGGCUCAUCGUGGAGGUCAUGGUGGAGGAGGGGGAGAGAGAGGAAGGAAAGGAUGGAGAGAGGGAGGAGAACUCAGACUUUUACCACCAACAGUAUUUGCAAGGCCAGCCUCCACAACGGCACCAGGCGCAGGGGUUCACAGGAACUCAUAGGGGCGCCGUAGGGCUUCAUAUGGUUGACACAGCAGAUCUCAGACAUGACAUAGCCCUUCAUAGAGAUCAGGCAGAGCCAGCCCUUCACCGAGAAGAGAUGAGCAGUUGUAUGGGUGACAUAGCAGCCAUGCAGCAGGUGCAGUUAUGUGAGGCUGAGUACAGAGAAGCAUGGGCCUAUGGAGGCACACAGCUGACCCCUGACACCUCUAGAUCAGGUCUGCAGGAGUAUGAGACUGACCCUGGCUCCUACUUGCCAUUCCCAGAGGGCCACAGAAUAAACUGUGACCCCUACCAAGUGGUUUCUGAUUGGUUUAGAACCAACCCUGGCCCGCACUUCGUUCACUCUAACCCUGACGAGUUUACACCCCAGGUCCUACCGUACCCCCACAAUACAAUGCCCCAGGGGAUUGGACCCAAUCCCCACUCUGGUCCCUUCCCCAUGAAGAUGAGGGGUGUGCAGUCACAGGAGUACAGAAGCCACCCUCAGCCCUUCUUUCCAGGACAUGAAGGCUUUCUGUCCCCCCGGCACGGCCCAGCCUUACCUCCCAGCCCUCCCCACUACAGAGGAGCCUACUUGGGCCACAGCCCUGCCCGGAGUCCCUGGGCAGCUCCAGGACCAGGACCUCCCUGGGUCUAAUUACCACACACCAUACAUAAAUCCACCAGGAUAGUUAUUUGUGGCAAUUUAGACACUGUUGUUUUAGAUGGACAGGUGUUUUGUGUGUUUUAUACACUUUAGGUUCUAUUGUUUUUAUAGCUGUCUUAAACCAACAGUAUCCCAUCCAUUGUAUAAGUGCUGAUUUUUAGGUACUUCCCCUGUAUGAUGUCAUGAAAUCUCAUUGACAACUGUCAACGAUUCAACUCACCGGUUCAAUUCUGUUACCAAUUCAGAUUUAUACAAGACUUGUUUGUUUUAAGUUGUUUGUCUCCUGCCGUCGAGUCAAGAUGGAGCUGAGAUGGAUAAAUAGACAACACGUUGAACACUGGCUAAAUUUUAUAAUAUUAUGAACUCAGUUUGUGAAACGCUGCUUCAGCGACCAAUUAGAGACAUUAUGAAGAAGGGAAAUCUAUUUUUCAACAACAAAUAUUUUGGUUAAUGAAAAAAAAAUCUAAAUGUAAAUAUAACCUAGGGUUUAUUUUACACAAUAAGGGGAUCAAUUAGGGGUUCAACAUUGACCUUUCCAGAACUGUCUAGAAGGAGGCGCUGUAUUCGUUUUCAGUUCAACCAGCUGAGGGAAGCAGAGCUGAAUAAGUUGUUUAAAAUGAGGUUCAGAAACACAACACUUGUUAAAAUAAACAGUAUUAUUUUCAAAUGUUUUUCAUACUUGCCAUGUGUGCUCCCCUCAUUAAGUUGGGUUUAUUUCAGUGUGACAACAGCUGUGGCCAGUGUUAUAUUUUGACUUUGGUUCACACACCUUUACAUUGGCUUAAUUGAGUAGAUUUGAUUCCAUUUGUUGAAUUAUUAGUGUUAAUUUGAAGAUUAUUCCCCAAAAAUGUUUGUGCAGCAGGUACAACUGACUUGGAUUCGCCUCUUCCUAUAGUCAGACUACGCGCUGCCCUUUUCUUUUUCAAGGAACUGUCGGGUCUCAACUCACUUUUGAAAAGUAGAAUACACCAGGUGCAAUUUUGACAUUUUGUUGUGUAUCAGCAGUUUCCCACUUAUGACAGUCGCUCAAUGAGCCCAUGUCAGCAAAACAUUUUAAGAUUGCUAGGUAAGGUAGUUGAGCCAGGGGCCCUGACCUCCAGGGGGGCCUCCAUUGAUUUUUGUAAUUUUGUCACUCUUUUACAGACACUAUACACACACAAAAGUAUAUGUGGAUCUGGAUAUUUCAGCCACACCUGUUGCUGACAGGUUUAAAAUCGAGCACACAGCCAUUCAAUCUCCAUAGACAAACAUUCACAGUAGAAUGGCCUUACUGAAGAGCUCAGUUACUUUCAGCGGGGCACUGUCAUAAGAGUUCCACAUUCUCCAACAAGUCAGUUUGUCUAGAGCUACUCGGUCAACUGUAAUUGCUGUUAUUGUGAAGUGGAAACGUCUUGGAGAAACAACAGCUCGGCUGCGAAGUGGUAGGCCACACAAGCUCACAGAACGGGACCGCCGAGUGCUGUAGAGCGUAAAGAUUGUCUGUCCCCUGUUGCAACACUCACUACUGAGUUCCAAACUGCCUCUGGAAGGAAUGUCCGCACAAACUGUUUGGCGGGAGCGUCAUUAAAUGGGUUUCCAUGGCCGAGCAGCCGCACGCACACAAGCCUAAGAUCACCAUGUGCAAUACCAAGCGUCGUCUGGAGUGGUGUAAAGCUCGCCGCAAUUGGACUCUGGAGCAUUGAAAAUGCGUUUUUCUGGAGUGGUGAAGCGUGAUUCACCAUCUGGCAGUCCGAUGGACGAAUCUGGGUUUAGCGGAUGACAGGAGAAUGCUACCUGCCCCAAUGCUUAGUGUCAAGUUUGGUGGUGGGGGAAUAAUGGCCUGGGGCUGUUUUUUACAUGGUUCGGGCUAGGCCCCUUAGUUCCAGUGAAGGGAAACCUUAACACUACAGCAUACAAUGACAUUCUAGAUGAUCAUGUGCUUCCAACUUCGUGGCAACAGUUUGGGGAAGGUCCUUUCCUGUUUGAACAUGACAAUGCCCCUGUGCACAAAGCAAGGUCCAUACAGAAAUGGUUUGGAAGAACUUGAUUGGCCUGCACAGAGCCCUGACCUCAACCCCAUCGAACACCUUUGGAAUGAAUUGGUACGCCAGACCUAAUCACCCAACUGGUAGCAAGUCUCCGCAGCAAUGUUCCAACAUCUAGUGGAAUGCCUUCCCAGAAGAGUGGAGGCUAUUAUAGCAGCAAAGGGGGGACCAACUCCAUAUUAAUACCCCUGAUUUUGGAAUGAGAUGUUUGACGAGCAGGUGUCCACAUACUUUUGGUCAUAUAGUGUAUAAUAUGAACAUGGCAUAAGUCAUGACAAAAUGUGUAACUGAAACAUGUCCUCUCCACCUCAUGGUGAACUGUGUAGAAUUCCAGGAUAUUACCUUUGAAACGGCAAGAUGUUCUCCACCUGAGGAGGAGGAGGGGGGAAAUCAUGAUCAGCAUGAUCAAACUUUUCAAGCAGGUCUAUAAAAUGGUUAAUGUAGCACAGCUGGAGUCAAGUUUUUUUUUUACCUGUUUUUCCAUUGAGUCACUUAAUGCUGUAUUCAAGUGUCUCAUACUGUAGUUUAUUUUCUUAUUUGCUGCUGUAUUUGAGUACAUUAUGGCCUUCAGGCUAAUAAAGUCACAGUAUCCAUUGA